Messenger RNA from Pelobates cultripes (western spadefoot toad), 14315 nucleotides. The record is from the annotation of a GenBank genome assembly. Lineage: Eukaryota; Metazoa; Chordata; Amphibia; Anura; Pelobatidae.
CAACACCGUUUUGACUGUGGUAUGUUUUUGUGUCCCUCCUGUUUGCUGCUAGCCACCACUGUGUACACACAUAAGAAAAAAUUACACACACAAAAUGUGUGCACGGAGAUUAAAUAUUUCGAGUUCAGGUGUACUUUAUGAAACCAUUCGGCUAAAUAAGUUGUUUUUUUUUUUUAACAGAUAUGUUUAUUUUGCCACGAUAGCACAUACAGGCAUUGCACAAGGCGUAAUAUUGGGGUAUAUAAGAGAACUGCACGUUUUUAAACAAAUAACAGGCUAAUACAGGUUGUGUCAGAGAAUGGUAAGGCAUUAGGCGUGAUUGUAACUCGAGUAGUCUGACAUUAACCUUUUCCAGGAGGAGAGAACGAUACAACAUGCUUAAAUAUGAUUUAAGUUUUUUUGUUUUUUUUCAUAUACAAGGCAUUUAUAUUUGUGUUUGUCAUUCACAAAUGCAAUUACCAAAUAUUAACACUAGAUGGAACUAAAAUCCACAACAAACUUGCAACGUGAGUCACGUGGAGGAAUAAACUUUCCCCUUUCCCCACAAUGCUUCGGGGUUUGAAUCAAGGACAUUGGAAGUAAAAUGUCCCAGAAGAAGGUUCUUGAAUUGUUCUAUGAUGUGAUCUCCCCCUAUUCUUGGCUGGGGUUUGAGGUGAGAGAAUGAAUAGCAUUUCAUAUUGCUGUCAGUGAAACUUUUACAAAGGUGGGUCAGACUUUACAUGGUGAACACACAGCCUGGAGCAGUGAUCACUGCUUUGUACAUAGCUUUAUAUUUAUUUACAUUAUUACUGCAGUUAGCUAAGCAGGUGUUUCUCAUUGUUAAUUUCAGCAGGCCAAAUGGUUUGUUCAGGCUGAAACAUUUAAUACAUUUUAGAGAUUUAAAAAAAAUUAAUAAUUUGAAUAUAUAAAAUAUAUUUUUUUCUUAUUCGAAUCCAGGGGCUGCCCGCAUGCGCAAUCCAAAAUUUAUUUUUGCACACCUGUACACGUAUUGAUAGGCAGCACAGGUAAGGUGUUUACCUGCAAUAUGUACAGAUACAAAUUCUGCAAGUAGGAAACCGUGAUAUUAAAGAUGAAUCCUGCAGUACGUGAAUGCUGCAUACUAUAUUUUCAAAGUGCUAUUUUGAUAACCGUAGAGGCUGAGACCUAAUCAUGUCACUUCACUUUUUUUUUUUGUACUUGUUAAUUGAAAACUUACCGUUCCAUCCUGAACCCAGGUGUAGGAAUUCUAUCUUGUAGAAAGUUGCACGGUUGAAGCAUUUUAACCCCUUAAGGACUGAGCCAAAUGUACACGUUGUGAACAAAACAAAACGUAAACAAAACCUGGCAUUUGCACUACAUGUCUGUCCAACCGUAUUUCACCUCUUUCAUAUUAAAUGCACCCACCCUUAUUAUAUAUCAUUUUAUUCAGGGGAAACAGGGCUUUCAUUUAAUAUCAAAUAUUUAGCUAUGAAACAUAAUUUAAUAUUAAAAAAAAUGGGAGAAAAUAAGUUUUUUUUAAUGACGUUUUAACUGUCAAUGUCAUAAUACUGUUUGCUUUUACGGCAAUAAAAUACACAUAUUUGUAUUCAGCAAAGUCUCACGUGUAAAACAGUACACCCUAUGUACAGGUUUUAUGGCGUUUUGGGAAGUUACAGGGUCAAAUAUAGCAUGUUACAUUUGAAAUUGAAAUUCGCCAGAUUGGUUACGUUGCCUUUGGGACUGUAUAGUAGCCCAGGAAUAAAAUCUACACCCAUAAUGGCAUACCAUUUGCAAUAGUAGACAACCCAAGGUAUUGCAAAUGGGGUAUGUCCAGUCUUUUUUAGUAGCCAUUUGGUCACAAACACUGGCCAAAGUUAGCGUUAGUAUUUGUUUGUGUGUGAAAAAUGCAAAAAACGCCAAUUUUGGCCAGUGUUUGUGACUAAGUGGCUACUAAAAAAGACUGGACAUACCCCGUUUGCAAUACCUUGGGUUGUCUACUAUUGCAAAUGGUAUGCCAUCAUAGGGGUAAUUUUCAUUCUUGGGCUACCAUAGGGUCUCAAAGGCAACGUAAUCAAUCUGGCGAAUUUUAAUGUAAAAAAAAUGAAACCCAAGCCUUUUAUUUGACGCUGUAACUUUUGAAAACACCAUAAAACCUGUACAUGAGGGGUACUGUUAUACUCGGGAGACUUCGCUGAACACACACAUUUGUGUUUCAAAACAGUAAAAAGUGUAAGGGGUGCAGUGUGUGUGUAUGUGUGUGGCAGUGUAUGUGUGGGUGUGAUAAGAAGGGUAGGGGGGCUUUUUUUUUUUUAUAGUAUAUUUUUUUUAAAUAAAAUAAAUAUUCAUUAUGUCCCCCCCUCCCUUCUUACCUUUACUGGGAGGAGGGGGGACAUUUCUUGAUCCCUGGUGGUCAGGUGGGGAUGCCCUGGUGGUCCCAGUGGGAAUGCCUGGUGGCCCAGUGGGGAGAGUGAACUCUAGCCCACAGCUCCAGGGCUAGAGUUCACUCUUGCGAGAUUUGGAGCGUUGCCAUGAUAACCGCGGCAAUGCUCCGUGCUCGUGAGAGGAGGACCCGGAGGAGCUGCAGGCUGAGCUCCCGGGUCCUCUCUCACUCCCUCCCCCCGUCGGCUGCCAGCAUGGUGCUUGCGGACCGGGGAGGGAGAUCUCUGAUCUCCCCUCCGGUCCGAGAAGGCACAUUGUAGGGCUGGCGCCUGCAUGUGCUGGCAGGGGAGAGGGAGACUGUCGGUUUUCUCAGGGGGGAGGGGUGGGAUCCCCUGGAUCCGCUAUUGGGCAUACAUGUAUGUGUUCCUGACCCUAUAGUUUUCCUUUAAACUAGCCAUAUAUUGCAGUGCAUAUCCUAUAGAUAAAAAAAAAAAAAAAGUCAAACACAUCUAAAAAUAACAAACUGUGAUCCCACCAAGUGAGAAUGCUGGGUACUCUGAUAAGAGCAGCCUAUCUGGUAGAAGUGACACUAUAAGUGCAGUAUCCUACCCCCUCUCUCACCCCUCUGCUAUGAAACAAAAUUGCAAACUUUUGAAAAGCAAGAUGGAGUAGGUUAAGGACCAAGCUGAGGUGCUUUAUGGGUGAGGACUAUUCAAUAAUAAUAAUGUAAGUUUAUUAAAGUGCUGAUUUCUAAUAGACGCCUGCCUCCCCCCUUCACACCGUAGACCAGCGUCCAGACCUCAGAUCAGUAUGCUGUUUGGGUCUGUUCUGGGGAACAAGUGGAACUGCAGCUUUUGCAAACAGUUUUAAGAUAUACCCUCAGUGAAUACAUGCAUGAAAAUACAUGUAUUUAUUGGGGGUGUAUCUACUAAACAGUGAUUUUUAUUUUAUUAAUAUGGGCAGUGGAAUGUUUCUUUUUAAGUGAUAGAAAUUUGACAGUCACUGGAUUAUUUACUAAAGUGAGAAUUAUAGUCAAUUUACAAUUUAAGGCAAUACAACAUGUGUAUGUAAGCAGUAAACACACCUUUUGCUGGUUUUAUGGGGUAUGUGACACUCUGUCAUAGCCAUACUAUACAGCGGCCGCACAAAUGUGUGGCAGACCCAGCUGUGUGUAGCUUCAUUCAUGAAUAAAAUAUGAAUGAAGUUACUUGAACAAGGUGAUAGAAACCUGCCCAUUCUUUGUCCAAACGUUCUGCUUUUAUAUUAACUGCAGGAUUUUUUUCCUUUUUGGACCAGGUUCUCUGCCGGUAUAAAAAUAUAUGGAAUGUAGAUCUUCGUCUUCGCCCUGGGCUGCUAGGGGGAAUAAUGCAUGCUACUGGUAAGUUACUACAAUAUAAUGAAAUGGUCUAAUUUAAAGUGUCCCUAACAUUCCAUGGUUUUACUUCAUAGGGAAUAACAUUUCGCCUUUACGUUGAACUAGCUGGUUUGCAUAGGUCUAGAUAGGAAGAGUCAUUUCACUGUACAUACAUACACUAGACUUUACAGCUACAGACGGACCUCUCACUAAUGUGGUAUGUUAGGUUACAGACCAAACGUCUAUUGAGUAUAUGUUUUUAUCUUUGCAUAUAAGCUGUUCUUUUCACAAGCACAAAGUAUACAUUAAAGGGACACUAUAGUUACCAAAACAACUUUAGCUUAAUGAAGCAGUUUUGGUGUAUAGAUCAUGUCCCUGCAGUCUCAGUGCUCAAUUAUCUGCCAUUUAGGAGUUAAAUCACUUUGUUUAUGAGCCCUAGUCACACCUCCCUGCAUGUGACUUGCACCAUCUUCCAUAAACACUUCCUGUAAAAAGCCAUCUAAUGUUUAUCUUUCCUUUACUGCAAGUUCUGUUUAGAUUUUCUUAUUCCCCUGCUAGAGCCUCCUGUAUGUGAUUUAAAGUUCUAUUUACAGAGAAAGGGAUACACAUGGUAAAUUACAUCUGAUUGAAAGUAAAACAAGUUGUGUUUUUUUUUCAUGCAGGCUGUGUGAAUCAUAGCCAGAGGAGGUGUGACAAGGACUGCAUAAGCAGAAACAAAGUGAUUUAACUCCUAAAUGGCAGUGAAUUGAGCAGUGUAUAUCUACCUGAAUCUGAACUUAAUCAGUGCUUCACGGACAGGUUCAUUUUAAACAUGUACUUUGACUUGAAAACACAGUUCACUAUGGCAUGAACCUUGAUAGCGAGAAGAGCAUCAAUGCUCACUCAGUUUAUUUAUUAACUGUACAGCAACAGCUUGUAUACUUGACCUUUGCGACGAAGAUUAAUUCUGGGUUUUUAAUCUCGCUUAUGAGCACACUGUACUUUCAUUAAACAGACGAAUAAUUACUCUAGUGUUGAGAGUUUUCCUAGCACGGCUUUUUACUUUGCAAUGUGACUGUCCAUUCACUCCGUACAAAUAUUAAAGUUCGCCUAUCAUGAUUGAUAGAUAACAGUUUGGGCACAUCUGUCAUGGUAGCGCCAGUGCUAAUGGCGAGUAUUAACAUAACAGCUUCUAAAUAAUGAAUAUAUAAUUUGUUAUAAAGAUAUUUCAGGUCAAUAUGCAACUUUUCGUGAGUGCUGCUACCACUGCUAUGACAGAUGCUUCUCGUCCCAUUUAUUUGCCAACGGGCAAAUAGUUCGGACAUCUAAAAUUUUCACCCAAGAUUUUAAAGGGACUCUCUAGGCACCAUAACCACUUCAACAGAUUGAAGUGGUUAAUGUGCAUGGAGUUUGUGGGCACCAGGUCCCACAUUACUACUAAACGGUUUAUUUACCAUUUAGUAGUUAUUCUCCAUCCCUAGCAGCCUGGCCUCUAACGACAAAAUGGAGGCAUGAAUUGGUAAGGCAUGAGACAGAAGUAUAGCUCUACCUCCACCAUAGCAGCGUUGUACGUCCAGCUUGAGACUGACAGGGACUGAGAAUCUCUAUUAAAUGGUGAGUAAACCGUUUAAUAGUGAUGCAAAUUCCAAACCCACAGACUCCAGAUGCAAUAAUUACUAUAAUACAUUGAAGUGCCUGCAGUGUUUCUUUUAGCAAUAUUUAGACGGCCUGAAAUUGGACACAAACGCCCUGCAACGUCCCUAUUACAUUAGACAGAAGGGUAGAAUAGUGGAUCAGUGACAUCAUACAUUCUGUUAGGAUUUGGGGUAUAGGAUGCAGGGUUGAGAUGGAGAUUAGAUAAAAUGGAAAACUUUUUUUUACUGCAGUACCCAUAUUAGGAUUUUUGUCCGCUAUCUCUACUUAUUCUCUGAUUAUUCAGUUUUCCUGCUGAGCAAGACCAUUAACUCCCAGAAUCACAGCAGUAACAACCACUUACAGUUUAUAUACUCUCUUGUUACGCAUAUUUGGUUGAAAUAAAAGAAUGCUUCAUAUUGUUUAUAUAAAAACAAAACAUUCUUCUGUUGUUGAAAGCUAAAAUUUGUUUUGGUCACAUAAAACCAUUUUUACACAUUUUCAAGUUUUUUGUUUUCUUUAAAAGGAAAGUAUGGCGAGAAAAUGUCUUAGAAAUUUUAAGUCAUUGUAACAAUGGAGUGUGCUGCUUAAAGUAGACAUAUCAUUCAUUUUCAAUAUUUUGAAAGAACCCAUGUAAAAUUGCUUAUAACAAAAUACAAAGGACCUCGAUUUCUUACCAUGAAAGUGUCUCUCCAAGUCCCGCCCUCCCACAAUCUCUCCCUCUUUUUCCCCUAGUGUGCUUGAGUGGUGAGUGCUGCCUGUAUGCAAAGUGUGCCUUUAAGUUUGUGCUUGCUGGGUAUAGUGUGUGUGUGUGGGGCAGAGGUCUGUGGUUUCAUGCCCUCCUUCCUUCCUUUUCUGUAGGGCGAGGGGCUAUGAUCCCUGGUGCAGCAAAGAGUCCUGGAUCCCUGGUGGCCCAGUGAACAGCAUGUGGUCUUUAUCUCUAGCGGGUGCAGACCACAGUUAUUGCUCCCUCCAGUCCCCGUGCUCAGGCUGUAUCAGGCAGGGAAGAUGCGACUUGGGCUGCAUAAACAAACUCUAAAUGGCAGAGAAUUGAGCAGUGACAUGACAGGGGCAUGAUACACAUACCAAAACAACUUCAUUAAACUAAAGUGGUUUGUGCUUGCCACUACUAUGUAUUUUGCCAGCUGGUAAAAAAUAUUUUAACCAGAAAAACACUCUGGGUUAUGGUAUAAGGAUUAAAUGUGGAAUAAAGUAAAUAUAUAUUUUUAAAAUGUAUGUAUGUAUUUUUACUCAGGUAACAGUCCACCGGCAAUGGUCCCAAAUAAAGGUGCUUACAUGGCAAAGGACAUGCAGAGACUGUCUGAAUAUUUCCAAGUCCCCAUACGGCAGCCAAGUGAUUUUAUGCAUGUUAUGCUUAAGAAAGGUCUGUAGUGUACUAAACUUAUAUGGAAUUAAAAUGUGUGCAAAACAAACAGUAAUCCAUUAAAAAUAAAGAUAGAACAUUUAACCUAUUACAUUCUGUAGUACAGGGCUUGACAAAUUUGCCUUGAAUCUAGGAGCUAAAAAAGUUAGGAGUAAGUUUGUUUGGUGUUUUUUUUUGUUUGUUUUUAAACAACCCUUUUAUUUUCAAUAACAAAUAACAUAUUAAACGGACACUAGAGUCACUAGAACCACUACAGCUUAAUGUAGUGGUUCUUGUGUCUAUUUCAUGUCCCUGCAGACAUUUCAAUGUAAACACAGCUUUUUCAGAGAAAAGGUAGUGUUUACAUUGCUGCCUAGUAACACCUCUAAUGGCAGUCACUGAGACUAUGUUUAGCAUCUCCACUCUCAGCAUAGAGGUGCUGAACAUUCCCCAUAGAGAUGCAUUGAUUCAGUGCAUCUCUAUGAGGAUGCACGAAUUGGCACAACACAGCGUUUUGCCGCACGUUCGCAAUAUCCUCCCAAUGGUUUCCUAUGGCAAAGCUUUGGAUUGGCUGAGAUAAUCAACAUUAAUGGCAAAACCGAAAUGGCUUGAGCAAAAAAGGUGAGUAAGGGAGGGGUUCCGUCACUUAAAUGGUUAGUGUAACACUAUAGUGUAUACAUGUUUGUAUUCCUGACACUAUAGUGUUUCUUUAAAUUUACACAUAAAGAAGACACACACACUGACCAUACACAUUCUCUCACACACUCACAAUUUAUUAUUUAUUUUAAUUUAAUUCCACCUACCUACCUAUUUUCCUGGGGUCCGGUGGGGCUGCUGUCAUCUUCCUGCUCAUCUUGCUCUUCUCCCUCUCGUGUCGUUUAGUGAUGCCGGCGCCAGAGUGACAUCUUAUCCCAGCUCCCAAUAUCAUGUGAGGGAGAAGAGCAGGAAGAUUAUAGUAACCUUGCCGUCCUCCUUGGAGAUCCCUAGUCACCAUGGCAACCUGGGAUGUGUUGUACCCUUUCAACAAACCUUGUGGCCCAGCCAGAGCCAAUAUCCUUAUUAUAUACCAUAGCUGUAUUAAGAGGGUUCUAGUUCAGCUGUCAGCAGAAUGCAGACAGCUGUACUGCAACUCCAGAAAUCUCUGUUGUGCAGCGUCCAAUGAUAUGCAUUUAUUAAAUGCAAUGACAUCACUUACAGCUGUAUGACAAGCAAAAAAUGAAACCCUGCAGGAUGGUGAGGCAAGGCGUGGGGUGGCAGAACAAGGGGCUUUUGUGGAAAUCAGUGUUUUACUAUUUGAACAAACUAAGCAAACUUUGUAUAUCCAGCAUAAAUAACUGCAUAAGCUACACCAUUGCAGUGUGGGCUUUUAACACAGAAACAGAAUGAGAGAGCAGAUAAGAAUCUAGUCUGCCCAAUUUUCGAAAUACUUAGUCCCUUAUCUUAAAGUAAUACUUCCUGAAAUUAUUUGUACAUUUUUUUUUUGCCCCUCUAAUUUAAAACUAUGUCCUCUUGUUGUCUCGUCUUUAAGAUCCUUUAACCUUUCCUGGUAAGUUUUUUUUAUUUUUUAUUAUUAUUUAUUUAUUAAAAAAAUUUUUUAUCCUGCAAUCCAUGAACCAGUUUAGUAAAUGUUUUUCAGAUAUUUUCUGGUUUCCAAGUGCAUCUUGGGGUUGUUACUAUUACCCAAUUUAAAGGGACACUAUAGUCAUCCAGACCACUUCAGCUCAGUGCCAUGUUUACAUUAGGGAUUAAGCCAACCUCUAGAGGCGCAUCUGUGCUACGCUGGAUGCAUCCAUCGUGCAGAGCAUCCAUAGGAAAGCAUUGAGAAAUUUCCGGCGCUGGAUAAAGGCAAGCUGCUGAACCCCCUUCAGCGCCGCAGGAGGGGGACCAUGAGGGUGGGGCACCCUACUGUGGGGCACCCUCACGGAACUACAAUGUCAGGAAAACCUUUCUAGGCUGCUGUUGUUUUCAAUUAAGAAGGUGAGAAUUUGACAUUCUUGCCCCUUUAGUGUACACUGAGCAGUGCUAGGCUAAAGCUGUUAAUGAGGGUAUGAGACAUGCGUAUGGAGGAAAAACAGACCCUGGACAGUGAUUUCACUUAGAAAAUACAUGGAGGAGCAAGGAAAUGCUCAUCUAAAGGGGAGUGAGGCAUGAACUGACCUGGCAACGUAUUGGCCUUGGCAUUGAAGUAUGGGAUUGGUACCACUUAUAAUGCUGAUUGCAAAUGAAAACGCUGGUUAUUAUGACCGGACAACAGACUUGGUUUAUGAAGCUCAUAAAUAUAUAAAUAUACCUCAGAUAUCUCAUCCAUUCAUCAUUUUAUGCAGCAUUUCAGUUUGGGAUCAGUAUUAUAAAAGUAUAAAUCACAUACUCCAAUUCAGGCUUAAUUUGCACUUGUAUACAAAUAAAGAUAUUUUUUUUUAUUUUGGGGGGAGGGGGGGAUGAUGAGAGCAUAUAAGUUCCCAAUCGUUGGUGAUGUAGAGAUACAAAUGCAGGGAACAUUGACAGUGAUGUAUUAAAUAUUAUUGUUCACUAGAGUAGACAAUAAAUCUAGUCCCUCUUUGUCGUAUUUCUGAUCUUUCUAGUAACCAUGUUCACUUUACAGGCAGUCUUUCAGCUAUGCGUUUCGUCACUGCAGUUAACAUGUCUCAUCCAGAAUUUGUAGAGCCAGUAUCACGUGAGCUGUGGGUACGCAUCUGGUCUGAGGUAAGUACAACGAUAUAGAUCACAGUUUUUUCUGUUUUAAUAUAGAUUUCAUUCCAGACAAAAAUGCAUGUUAACCAUCUGUUUCUUUGCCUACAUGUGAUAUGUAUUAAAUGUAUAAUAAAUAAUGCAAAAGAAAAGGAUUGUAGAGGCAAUAUGCUAACAAAAAGGAUGGUAGAGGCACUCAAGGUUGAAUAAUAAACUGAUUUAUUGGAGAAACACCACAACGUUUCAACCUCAACAGAGGUCUUUGUCGGCUUGACAAAGAUCAUUGAGGUUGAAACGUUUCAGUGUUUCUCCAAUAAAUCAGUUUAUUAUUCAACCUUGAGUGCCUCUACCAUCCUUUUUGUUAGCAUAUUGCUUCACUGAGGAUGUGCCCACCUCAGGUCAAAUUAAGCACCAGGGAUUGUGUAAAAAAAAAAAAAGUGCAGUUAUUCUUCUCUGGAUACAACUAAUAAAAAAUGGAGGCUGGGUUUACAUAUGACACUGCUGGUAAUCUUUGUAAACUAAACAAAAACUACUUCAAUAUUUGUCUCUGGGAUUACUUUAGCAACUUUGGUCUUGAUUUUAUAUUUUUGUUUAAGCUUUCCAAAUAGAUCUACUAUUAUUGGAUAAACUUUUUUAAAAUUAUUUUUUACAAUUUAUUAAAUUAUAAAUAAUGUCAUGUUAACAUAUCAAAAUAUUACAACAUUGCAGUGUUUUUUUAAUAAUUUUAAAUAACUUUAAAAGUUCAAAAAUAUUAAAUUAUUUGGAAAGCUUAUCCAAUAACAUUAAAUUUAGACCUUUAUUAGAAAAGUGUAACUAUAUUGGUCUAUUGAUUUGUGUGUGGUUGAAAUCACAUUUUCAUCUGCAUAUGAUUUUCAUAUAGAAAAAAAUCUGGCAUUAUAUUUUUUUUUAAUUCUUUCAGGACAAGGAUAUUACAGAACCAGAAAGUAUAUUAGAGGUAAGCACCUUACAUGAAUUUUUCCAUGAAAAUGAAUUGAAUUGCUUUCCUGUGUUUACAUCUGUGCUAACAAUGUAAUCUUUCUAUAGGCUGCCAAGAAAGCAGGGAUGUCUGUAGAACUAGCAACUAAGCUUUUACAAGCCACGGACAAGCCUGAGGUGAAGAAUGCACUUAAGGAAACCACAGCUGAAGCUCUGAAGCAUGGGGUAAGCUGUGAUAAACCAAGGGAAACUGCUCUUCAUUAAUGUUUAUCACAUUUCAUGAAACCAAGACCAAUACAAUAAAUGUUCACCUUCCUGUUCAAGGGUCACCGUGGUCCCAGUAAGCCCCCCUCCCCUCAUUGUGAAAUGCCUCUGAGAUACAUUAAAUAGACACUACUAUAAUCAAUUUUUCUUAUUAAAUUUGGUAUAGUACCUGGAUUCCUUUGGCACUGUUCCGCCAUUCAGUGUUAAAGGGAAACUAUAGUGCCAGGAAAACAACUUUGUUUUCCUGGCACUAUAGUGCCCCCCUCUCUCGCACCUACCCCCCACUGCUGUCACUUACUUGAUUCCAGCGCCGAUGUCUCUCUGCGCUCCAAUCAAAAACUGCAAUAAUUACCAUUACAGGGUUAAGUGGUCUGGGUGCCAUAGUGUCCCUUUAAACCAUUUUCAUGCAGUUUAGCACUGAAUAAGGGACCCUGACCUCCUACACGCCAGCCGCCACUGGAGGUAUGGCUGAGUGAGAGAUUGCACUCUUCCAUACUCAUACCAAUUCACAUCAGCAAUGAGUGUUGUGUUAGGCCAAAAACAGCUGACACUCGGCCAGUUACCACAUCCUAUUGCUGUUCUGUCUGCCCCAUUGUUUGCCCUGCAUAAAGCUAAAUAUGGACCUUGGUGCUUGUGCUGUGCCCAGGUAGGUGUCAAACUGACAGACUAGAAAACGUAAACACAAGGUUAUUCGCUAAAAUCAGAAUGGCCCUGCACCGAACGAUUCAAAAUCAUUUGGUUGUGUACGGGGCUAAUUUGACUGCUAAAUACGGACAUUAUUUAUAAGAUUUAAAAGAAUGCUAUAGUUAGAAUUAGGAAUACUAAGAUGUAUUCCUAACACUAUAGUGUGGCACUAGCUAUUAAGGUCCCUGGCCCCAAGCCCCCCUCAGAGUGGAGUAAAAAAGUCCCUGUACUUAAAUUUACUGCAUUUCUCAGCCAGUCCCCCUUUAGUAAGCCACUGGGCUAACCAAUUUAAGCCUGUCACAGCGCCCGUUGCCAUUAUGAAUUUAGUAUUUAUUUUAUUAAUAUAUAUUCUAACAGAAGUUUGUUUUUCCUGCAUUGUCUCAGCCAAUUCAGUCCUUCAAGGGAAGCAUUUAGGAGCCUACUACUGCACAUCUGCACCAAUUAGCAUCUCUUAAUGGGACAGGCUAUUAACACCACUACCACUACAGUAUUUGUAGUGGUUCUGGUGUUUAGUGUCCCAUUAAUCAUAAAACAAUAGUGAUGCAAGAAGUGAGAAUAUUUUUCCUUUUUUUUUUUUUUAUUGGUUUAUCUGUAUAAUACAUUUUCUCCUCUCAUUUCCCUUUUUGUUUUAAAACAGGUUUUUGGUAUGCCCAGCAUUGUGGCCUAUAUCAAUGGAGAGCCUCAACUUUACUUUGGAUCAGAUCGUUUUGAGCUUCUAGCUCAUCAGCUUGGUUAGUUUCUGUCUAUGCAGAAUUUUAUUCUAAACUCUUUUACAAUCAACAGAACAGCUCAUCAGCAUUCUUAAAGUGGAUAUCAUAGUAUUUAAUUUGCUAAUCCCGAAAAACACUAUAGCAGUAUUUACCUGUGUGAUCAAUGCUGUGGCAGAAAAAAAAAAAAACUUGAAUGCCUUGCAUGCACACUUCUUGAGUGUUGCCAUAAACACAUUCAUCUAACCGAGGGUAAAUGUGAAAAAAAAUUGUGAGAUUUAAAAAGAAAAAGCACUAUUCAGGUGUGCAAAAAAAACUGGUCCAUUUUAAAGAGACACUGUGAGCACCAAAGCCAAUGCGCUAUACAAAAACACAUUUUGUUUAUAUAAAUAAAAAUAGAGGUAAAUUUCCUAGCCCCCAAAGCACCCCCUUCAUUUGGCACAUGAUAUGGAAUUUUACCAAACCAAAUAAAAAGAACAGCAAUAACUAUUACAACUUAACUUUUUUUUUUAUUUUUUUUUUUUAAUAAAAGUUAAAUAUGUGGGGGAGCUUAAUAUUAACUGUAAAUCAUAUUGGAGUCACUUGCUAAAGUCUUGCAGGAGAAUUCCUUAUUUCUUAACAUUAGUUAAAACUGAAUGUAUAUCUGAGUAUUGACGAUGAUAACCAAAUUCCCUGUUGAGAUAUUUUGGUAGUCUGGAGAGGAUAUCUAAAAGUGAGGCCUAUGAACCCCUUCUACCAUAUAGAUAGUACCUUGAGGUCACCUGGGGUAACAGUACUGUCAAUAUAGUAUUAUGCAAAUACACUAACCAUGCAUAAAGUACAGGAGAAGAUGUAAAAAUAAAGGGAAAAUUAAUUAUACCACAUUAGCAACACAAUCUGUGCAUCACUGUAUAGUAAGCCAAAUGCAGACAACCGAUAAUGAUAUCGUAGUACUUGUCUACAGAGGUCCCCAAUCCCAAAUUUUGUUCCAAUUAGUGUUUUUCACGUAUUACACUCAGUUAGUCACUAGGGGUCACUGCACAUAAUAUACAUCUAGGAGCAAUGUUAUAAUGGCCCCCCAAAAUUUUUUUUAACAAAUAGUAAGAGAAAAAAAUAUAUAAGACAGUCCCCCAAAUGUAUUUCCAAAAUUAACAAAAUGUCAAUUCACUAAGUAAAACUGUACACCAACAAUAUUUUGUGCUUCGUUGCUGUUAUGUCUGUUUCCUCAUUAUUCCUACAAGUAAAGUGAGGAAGAUCUAAAUGCCAGCCAAACAGGACUAAAUCAUAGAUUGACCAAAGAAUACAAAGCAAUGGGAAUGGUUAAUUAGUCAUACAUUUUAGGAUUAUUUUUUUCUUUAUGCAAAAGGGUUUCACCUUUACACUUCCAAAUUAUUUGCACAGGUAAGAUGUGGUUUGAAAAAAUAAAUAGAAGAUACAGCACCCUUUUUUUUUUUUUGUUAGGAGUAUUUGGAGUGUAGUUUCAGAUUUGUGGGAGCACUGUGAAAAUUAAAUAACGCCACUUUACUGACCUUUAAUCUCACCACGGCCGUUGCUCCUCCCCUGGCUGAGAUCAUCAUUGCCAUAAAGGAAAGUGUGUUUGAUUUUGACUGCCUCCCUCUAUGUAUGACUCAAACUAUGUGUAUGUGUGUGUAUAUGUAUUUCAGUCUCAAACAUCACUAUAUGUCACCAUUAAACAAAUAAUGGAGACAGAAUAGGCAUCUCAAUAGUGGUGGGACAUUUUAAAAAAACAAACAUGGAAUUAAAAUGAAUUUGAAAAACAUUUAGUUAUUUAAAUUAUUUAGUAUCAUCCAUUUUUUUAUUUACCAUUUUUUUAGAAGGUGUGUACAUUCCUCUUCGACAUUUGUUGUGUUGGGAUAAAAUCAUGUUUUCCUCAGCAGUCUAGGCAUUUUGAGCUGUAAGCACUACGUUCAUAAAAUCAUUGUGUGUUUACUCUAAGCUCUUGCUCUGCUGAUGUUACAGAGUGUUUGAAUUAAAGUUUUCAUUUUGUUUCAUUUUCAGGUGAGAAAUGGCUGGGACCUGUGCCUUCUAAACCACGAUUGUAAUUUUUUUUUUUUUGCUGCAACUAAUUCUUAGAACAACCAGUGUACAGCGCUUUAUGAAUUCCAAUAAUAAAACACUACUGACAUUGCCAAGUCAAAUAUAUAUAUUUCUCGCGUUACUAUUUUCCUAUUGCAAGAAUGUUUGACCAGCAUUUGGGUUACUGGGAUUCUCAAGCUAAACGUGCAUGUUACUCGUAUGAUGAAUAUGCAUUAGAACAGUUUAUUAUAUAGUUUCAUUCUUUUGUUUUUGUUCACAUGCCGCUCUAGUUUUUUUUUUUUUUUUUUUACUGCAAGCAUCAAUUCUGUUUUUAUUUUAUUUUUUUGUAAGUGGC